Hevea brasiliensis (rubber tree) is the source of this 1324-nucleotide messenger RNA. Its product is annotated as blue copper protein. NCBI's taxonomy places the organism in Eukaryota, Viridiplantae, Streptophyta, Magnoliopsida, Malpighiales, Euphorbiaceae. The transcript has 3 exons. Gene Ontology annotation, cellular component: plasma membrane. Gene Ontology annotation, molecular function: electron transfer activity. The coding region runs from base 113 to 1201 and encodes 362 amino acids. The record is from RefSeq and is a predicted model, not a curated record.
AGCAUAUGCUCAGUCAUCUCAUCUCCAACGCUAGAAAACAGUGUAUCACUUAACAGGACAGAAACAGAGUAAAAACAGAACAGGGGCGACCUGACCUUCAGAACACAUUUCCAUGGCAAGAAAUUUAAUCAUGACAUUUCUUGCAGCAGUUUUGGUUGCUGCUUUGAUUCAGAGCUCCGCCGCUCAGACAACCCAUGUCGUGGGUAAUAACUCUGGCUGGAUUAUUCCUACCGGUGCCACAUUUUACUCCAACUGGGCUGCAAACCAAGCCUUCUCUGUUGGUGAUAUUCUUGUGUUUAAUUUUGCGGCCAACCAACAUGAUGUGGCCAAAGUAAGAAAAGCUGAUUAUGAUGCUUGCACCACAACCAAUCCUAUUUCUUUGCAAACCGCCAGCCCUGCUAGAUUCACCAUUAAUGCUACCGGAGAGCACUAUUUCAUCUGCAAUUUUUCCGGCCACUGCUCUGCUGGUCAAAAGUUGAUGAUCAAUGUUAGUGCUGCAACUUCUUCUCCAGCUCCCCAACCUUCUUCUUCUUCUCCGGCGCCUCAACCUUCUACUCCUACUCCUACUCCUGCUCCUCAGCCCAGCACUCCUCCUCCAGUUUCUGCCCCAUCACCUUCUCCAGUUUCUACACCACCACCUUCACCGAUUUCUGCCCCAUCACCAGCACCAUCCGGUAGUGGAGUAACUUACACUGUUGGAGACAAUCAGGGCUGGACUCUUCUUUCUAAUACUGCCACUUUCUACCAGAACUGGGCUUCCGGCAAGAACUUCAAGCCUGGAGACAUCUUGGUUUUCAACUAUAACAAUGGAGCACAUGAUGUGGCUGAGGUGACAAAGGCAAAUUACGACUCAUGCAAUACCACUAACCCAAUCUCUCUCCGGUCCAGCCCACCAACAAGAAUCACUCUCUCCGCCGGUGAGCAUUUCUACGUUUGUGCCAUCCCCGGCCACUGCUCUGCUGGCCAAAAGCUAGCCAUCAAUGUCACCAGCAGCGGCACCGCUACACCACCAUCUUCCACAGCUACACCACCAUCCUCCAACGCUACACCACCAUCCUCCACCACCCCAACCACCCCAACAAACCCCUCUACCCCAUCUCCAACUACCGCCCCACCUCCACCAAACAGCUCUGCUAGAUCUCUGAGCGUCGCCGGUCUCUCCGCCACCUUUUUGUCAAUUGUUGUAGCUUUCUUGUAUUAGAUUGUGAUGAGAGGAUUAAUUAAUUAAUUAGCGAGAGUGUGAUUCAUUUUUAUGUAAUAUUAUUGUUAUACAGAUUGAGUUCAUAUGAUUUGACAAUUCAAUAAAGCUGUUUUUCAAAUUUCA